Molecule: messenger RNA, 652 nt
Organism: Rhopalosiphum maidis (corn leaf aphid)
Lineage: Eukaryota; Metazoa; Arthropoda; Insecta; Hemiptera; Aphididae
Exons: 2
Coding region: 163-552 (129 amino acids)
Source: RefSeq, a predicted model, not a curated record
UACGAACGUGAGCUACGGAUAAUUAUAAGUAAUUUCAUUGUGCCGUUUGCAGUUGAAUAUUAUUCUACAGUAUUGUGCGUUUUUACGUCAGAUAAGAUAACACUACUAUCAAGGCACCAUUGCAUUUUAACUACCUAUAACUAAACUCCAGAUAUUAUUAUUAUGUCAUUACCUUCUUCAUCAAGUGGCGAUUUGAGUCAAUCAUCAACGAAGUACCAUUCAGAUGAACAGCAAGAGGCAAUUGACACCGAGAACCAUGAAAACCACAAUAGUUCCAACGAUGGUAGGGAUGGAUUACAGUUGUUGGACAUAUGGCGCACGUGCCCGGUGGCAUUGAUCCGAUCAGAUCCGGUAAUGCGCACGAUUUAUGAUAGGGGUUUCCAAUCCGGAUUUUACAGACACAACCCGAAGGAGUCUGUAGAAGCGUCAGUGAUCACACUACUCACAAAAUCAACUGAAACGUCGGAAGCUGCGUCAGAGAUAAUAUCUGCGGGCGCCGAAUUUGAGUCACCGUCAAAAAGCAGCAUUAAUGACCAACUUAUCAGAAGUUGAUUUGGCGGUCGGGUCGGCGUUUGAUAACGCUAUUGAGUCGGCCUUGGACUGCGCAGUACAGAUUGCAGAAACCUCGAUGCAGGUUGCCCUCAAGGCCCGA